AUGGAAUGCCUAAGGACACUCAUAAUCUUGAUAUGCACAAAGUUUGUGUGCUCUGUGGAUGAUACACUGAACGUUGCAGAGCGCAUUAAUCCCAAGCUGGCCAGGAACAUUGGCUGCACAUGUACGCAGGGUUCCUGCACUUUAUAUCACGUACAGCCAGGAGCAAAGAUUACGAGGGUCAUGAACGGCAACGAACUUGUCUGGGAAGCUGCUCCUGAGGAGAGAUGCAUGUACAUUAUGAUCCACCAGAUUGGCGGUAGGAAGCCUUUGGCGUACCUCAAGGCGAAGAGAAGGUAUUCUGAAUUCAGAUACAACCACUACAAGAUAAUUCAGGACACCUGGUAUGAGAUAACGGAGAGGGAAUAUGACAGUCUCUUUUACCGACUCUCCAAUGAAUGCGUUCUGAAUAUAAGGAACAUUGACCUCUGCACAUUUAUGGUCAAUAGCUACCCCUCGUUUGGAAUGCUGGCACGAAUGUGCAAGUCCUUUUGUGGUUAUGAUAUAAAAACGGUCAUAGAUGGUCCAGAGAUCGUGUGGUCAUCCGACGAGGUGAAGUGUGAGCAUGUCAUUAUCCACGGAGUAGAUGGAAGUCCCAGGUUUGUCCAACUAUUUUUGAGGCACAUAGACCGCUACGAAGUUGCCUAUUUUGAGAUGGGCGAAAACGGCUGGACUAGGAUACACAAGGAGGUAUUCUUCAUGCAACUUGACCUAUUUGAACGGGAAAUGGGACGCGGACUAAGGUCGCUAUUGGAGUACAACGCAAGGAGGACUGGACAUCCGUAG
Molecule: messenger RNA, 783 nt
Organism: Theileria equi strain WA
Lineage: Eukaryota; Apicomplexa; Aconoidasida; Piroplasmida; Theileriidae
Exons: 1
Coding region: 1-783 (260 amino acids)
Source: RefSeq, a predicted model, not a curated record